Messenger RNA from Ciona intestinalis (vase tunicate), 3982 nucleotides. NCBI's taxonomy places the organism in Eukaryota, Metazoa, Chordata, Ascidiacea, Phlebobranchia, Cionidae. The record is from RefSeq and is a predicted model, not a curated record.
CCUACGUUGCUAAUGCGGUUGCUCUAUUUGAGGUUUAACACGAUUUAGAAAUUACUAAACCCAUAUCAAUACUGGAGCGUUAUAUAUUGAUUAUCGUUGGUUAGUUUUUACUUGGAAGAUGAAACUAACUGUCCAACUUGUUCUGAUCUUGUGCGCCGCUUGCUCGCUCUGUGCACAAAAUCCAGACAAAGUCGUAAAAAAGAUCAGGCAACUGCAAACAGGCGAACCGUUUCGUAUUCGUUGCCGCAUUGAGGUGUCUAAUACAACCAUCGACAACAAACUGAUAUCAUGGAAUAUGCCACCUUCAGUUAGAGAGCGGGGAAAUUUCCGAAUCACUACUGAGAAAUACGAAACUUUGAAUGGUAUCCGUUAUGUCAAGAAUAGCAUAAAACUGUCGUCAGUAACUGUAGAUGAUAUGGGCUAUUAUUACUGCGAGGAAAACCCGUUGAUACAAGAUACUUCCAUGGUUAAAAACAAGCAAAGGGAAUUAACAUAUGUAUAUGUCUUCGACCCAAAUAUCCUUCUUGCACCCGCACCCCGAAUGGUCGAUGCUAGAAUAUACAGCGAUUUGAUUAUACCGUGCAGACCGACGCAUAAGAAUGCCGUUGUGAAUUUGACAAUGGUGCCCUCAGAUAUUCAUCCAAAAAGGAUAUCCUAUGACCCAACUGUUGGGUUUACUGUCUAUAACGUCACCGACUAUGAUGCAGGCUUUUGGAAAUGCAAAGCAACCUUUCGAAGCGAAGAAGAAGAAAAACGAAUCGUUGUGAAUGUAAACACAGAUGUAGUACCAAUUACACGCGGAUUGAAAGCAGUUGCGCGCCAAACCGAAGUUUUGAAAGGGGGACAAAUUUCAGUAACUUGCUCGGUAACCGUGAGCAGAUUUUGGGCGGUAGCGCCAACAUGGAAAACACCAAACAACCGAACCAAGGUGCCAAUAUUUAAGAAAUGUGUAGAAGAAGUAGCAGGUGAAAGUACAGACAGCAACACAAUAAAGUGGUGCAGUACUUUGCUAAUAGAACAUGCCAGUCUUCUUGAUUCUGGCAAAUAUUCGUGUCAUUUGUUAAGCAAUGUGAGAACAGAAAGCUCUGUCAACAUUAAAGUAUAUGAAAAAUCCUUUAUAAAUGUCUUGUCAACUCCCACCACAAGUUCGAAUGUGAUUGAAGUUAUAAAAGGAGAAAUGGCAGCCAUCAAAUACAGCGUCCAUGCCUUUCCUACACCCACAUUCAAUUGGUUCAAUGGCACACAAAGCAUUUCCAGAAGUUCAAUCUCAACCACCACACAGUUAUCCAAUGACAGCCGUGUCUCAACCAAUGGAAGCACUUUGCUGAUAAAGAAUGUCAAGUUUUCAGACUCUGGGUGGUACAUGCUUUCAGUUUCUGUGAAAAACUUAAUGAUAAAUGAAACCUUUCUUCUAAUUGUUCAAGAUCCCCUCCCAGCAAGGAUAGAAAAUCUUGAUCCGUUUAUAAAUGCUGACAUUGGUGAUGAUGUAUUGUUGAGUUGUAACACAACAGGGCAACCGGCACCAACAGUUACAUGGUAUCAUGAAGACAUAAUUGUACAAGAAUCGAAGCUCAGUGAACUAAUGAUCAGAAGAGUAAAACAAGUUGAUGGAGGUGUUUAUAUUUGUGUUGCGGAGAAUCAAUAUGGGAAGGAUAACAAAUCUGUUUCUUUGAACAUACAAGGUGAUCAUCAAAUGCAAAUCAUGUUUGCAGCCAGCGGUGUCUCGUGUCUUGUGUUAAUUCUCGCAUGUGGUUUAAUUGCAAUGAGACUUAGAAAAAAGGUGAAACACGAAAAAUGUAUGUCAGCGUUGCUCAACAUUAAGGACAUGCCACUUGAGGAGCAAGCCCAGUGUUCAGAGUACGACAGCAAGAAAUGGGAGUUUCCUCGAGAUCGACUCAGGUUUGGGAAAACUCUUGGAAGAGGAGCAUUCGGAAAAGUUAUCCAAGCUACUGCGUUUGAUCUCGAAAAAUCAUCUUCCUGCAAGACAGUGGCUGUGAAAAUGCUCAAAGUUGGAUCUCGAAGCAAUGAAUAUCGAGCCCUGAUGACCGAGCUUCGAAUUCUGAUUCAUUUAGGACCUCACUUGAACAUUGUUAACCUGCUUGGGGCUUGUACUACCAAAGAAGGUCCGCUCAUGGUGAUUGUCGAGUAUUGUCGCCAUGGUAACUUAUCCAACUAUCUUCGUGGGUUGAGACAUUGUUACACGGGUGGUAGAAGUGAUGACACAAGUAAACAGGAGAUAAAAAAACAACGACUUAUGAGCGAUGACUCAGCAGAUGACGGAGCGUUUUCUGGCACAGACGAAACUGACCGCUCAAGUUGGAUUACAGAUAAGAGAGGAAGUCGCGCAUCGUAUUUGAGCGGAACUGGAUCCUUAACGUCACAUGAAGGAGAUAUUAGGAGUCACACAAGACUAUCAUCUGGUUGCGAAGACAGCAGGAUGAACUUGGAGAAACAUCAUGAAGCAAAUGAUGAUGGAGAUGAGAAGGGCAAAGAACAGAAGGAUCAACUCACUCUUACCGAUCUUCUUUCAUACAGUCUUCAAGUCGCCCGCGGCAUGGAGUUUCUCGCUUCUAAAAAAUGCAUACAUCGAGACCUGGCAGCAAGGAAUGUCUUGCUUUCCGAUUACCAAGUUGUUAAGAUUUGUGACUUUGGGCUUGCACGUGAUAUUUAUAAAGAUCCAGACUAUGUUAGGAGUGGGGGGGACGCAAGACUGCCAAUCAAAUGGAUGGCACCAGAGUCCAUUUUCGAUAAAGUUUACUCCAACAAAAGUGAUGUUUGGUCGUUUGGAGUUCUUCUGUGGGAGAUAUUUACACUUGGUGGUUCCCCUUACCCUGGAUUGCAAAUGGAUGAAGAUUUCUGCAACAAACUGCGAAGAGGUGUUCGCAUGGGGAAACCUGAACAUGCCACAGACUCUGUAUAUUCUGCCAUGCUUGGUUGUUGGGAUAACAAUCCUGAAGAUCGGCCGACAUUCACCAAGUUAUGCGAGGAAAUAAGUGAUGUCCUGCAAGAAGAAGCCGGCCAUGAAUAUCUGGAUGUGUUAAAAAUAUUUGAGAAAGAAGCAGAAGGUAAAGAAACUCUGCGUGGGCUCCGACUCUAUGAAACACCUCAAGAAACUUUUACUGAAGGUAAAAACAAAAUGGAGGAAGAAACAUCUGCAACAAUUAACUACACCUUUGUUAAGGUUGAAGAUAAAGAGAAUGAAGAAACUGCAGAUGAAACUUGUGAAGAAAUAUCAAUUGUUUGCGACACAGUGGAAGCAAAUGAAAUUGAAGAAAAUACAUAUGAUGAUGAUAUUGAUGAACAUAAUGAUCCCAUCAGUGAUCCUCAAGCUUGUGUCGUCCUCAUGGAUCAAGAUCAACCUCCACUAUAUGAAGAUGUCAUUGCUUCCAGGAUUCAGGAUCUCAAUUAAGAAGAUUGGAUUUCAAAAAUCACAGAAACAUGGUUUGCUCAUGUACCUCAUGCCAACUGUCAAGGUUGUUGAAGUACUUUGAUCUAGUGAAUGAGAACCAACUGUUACAACACAUCAGUGAUCAAUGAUGAAGUUAUUAGCAAGAAACAAAACUACACAAUGUCUUUUAAACAAUGGUGACAUCCAUUUCACCUAUGUUACUAUGUUAAAUGCCAAGCUGCUAGUAUUUUCUACAACUGUACACUGCCAAUGCGUUCAAAAUAUUACAUGUUUAAGCAAUCAAACCAUUUUACAUUGUAUAUUUGUACAUACUGUAAUGUCCCUUUCUCCUUCGUUUUACAAUACCUUGUUUGUUCUGUCUCGUGAUAAUGUUAACGCGUGUGUGUAAAUACUAAAACGUGUGGUAAACAUCUGUUGUAGAAACAUUUAUUAUCUCUCAGCAAAAAAAAAACGGAUUUUGUAUUCUAACUAAAGGGUAUAGUGAAAAACGUGCAGAAUGCAUGUAUAGACCCAGAUGUUAAGGCUUUUAUUACGGACAAUCGGAUGAACAAAUAAACGUAUUUGCGCAUUGUU